Molecule: messenger RNA, 5147 nt
Organism: Coturnix japonica (Japanese quail)
Lineage: Eukaryota; Metazoa; Chordata; Aves; Galliformes; Phasianidae
Gene: OCSTAMP
Product: osteoclast stimulatory transmembrane protein
Cellular component (GO): membrane
Source: RefSeq, a predicted model, not a curated record
CUUGGGCGCUCUGCAUCACUGGUCCAGCGUAAGUGCUAAAAUUCACUGAAAUAAGCUCUCUAUUUUUACGGUAAGUCGACCUGGUUAUUCUUGAGGGUUCUGUGAUAUGAUCAGAGAUACGAUAAAUCCCUGGGGAGGGCAUUUCUAGCGCUGCAGCAACCUUCUGUAACUUCAGCCCUGCUGUUUCAGAGGGCCUUUGCCUGCACACCAUCUCUCUAAGAAUGUCAACACCGAAGCCAUUCACAUUAGCAGCCCGCCUGUGAAUUUUAAUUAAACAGGAAAUGCCUCCCUUGUGCAUUGAAAUUCAACAUCCAGAAUAGCUCCGCUUCGCUCCUUUGAUGUUCCCCAUCCGAUCCGAGAUGAACAUCCACAUGUUCUCCUGAGACACUCGGAGGAAACUCGCUCUGGUUUAUUUACAGUAGGGAAGUGUUAUGUGGUGUCUUUUAUCCCAGAAGCAUUCGAGUCGCUUUGUGAGCUGUUCACACAGAAAUCCUCCUUGUGGUCCCGCAGCGGUGAUGGGGCCGUGCAGAGCCAGCUGCCAUCAUAGAACUGCUGCAACAGUAAGGCUGGAAAACACCUCUAAGCUCAUUUAUAGCCCAGCCACCCACCUACCACAGACAGUGCCCACUGACUGCGUCCCUCAGCGCUUACCUCCCCUUUCCUUAACACCCCCAGGGAUGGUGACUCCCCCACUCCCUGCCCAGCCUGUGCCAAUGCAUCAUCGCUCUUUCAGAGAAGAAAUUCCAACGUGAUGCACGAAUUUCAGGACUGAAAACAUCCCGUUUCUCCCCCACUUCCUCUAUUUUCACCCAUCCGCCGACAUUCAACGUUUAUGAGCCCAGAUGCACGCAGACAGAAGCACCGGAGCAGUCUGACCGCCAGAUGUCACAGUUGCUUCGCAGUGAUGCUGGAUCCUGCCUUGUUCUGCACCCAGCCUGUGGGUAAAACGCACAUCCUCCCUCACUUGCAUACAUCUUUAUGUUAUUUGUUUGUUCGGUUGGUUUUGUUUUGUGUUUAUACAAAACAAACCUGUUCACCGUGUCCUGGGAAAUAUCAGGCAGAGAAAAUGGCUCACUCACAAACUAUGAGCACAGGGUUUGUAUCCUUUUAACUCCCACCCAUAUAGUCCAGCAUAUAAGGAAUGCUGAGGAGCCUUGGGAAGCUUCCCAGCCAGGUUUGGCCAUACUUUACAACCACUCGGUGCUGCCCAGAACCAUCGCUCAAAUGCAGCAUCCCCACAGACUUCAGCUCCCCUCUGCAUCAGACUCAGAGAACUCAUUGCUCUGCUCCUCCUGCCCCAGAAAGCUGCCUGCUCGCCAUGGAAGGAGUCCCAAGUGCUAUAAUCAGCUCACUCUGGAUUACAGUGAGAAAGAUGAGUCUUGGGGCAGCCACUUCAUAUGAAUAUGAUGAGUUUUGCCUUUUGGCACACCCUUUUAUAAACUGCAAAGUGAGAUCAACACCUAAGUCACAGCCAGUGCAAGUAAUUGCUGUUGGUGCUCCAAACUAAAGCACUUUUCCUGGUGCCUGCCUCUUGACAGGACAAGAGAAGAUGGUUUCAGACCACAAGAGGUGAGAUUUAGAUUGGAUAUAAGAAAAAGUUCUUCACAAUAAGAGCACUGAGGCACUGGUGCAGCAUAUCCAGAGAGGUGAGGGAUGCCAUGGAGACAUCCAAGGUCAGGCUGGAUAAGGCUCUGAGCUCCUGAUGGAGCUGUGGGUGUCCCUGUGCAUUGCAGGGGGGUUUGACCAGAUGGCCUUUGAGGGUCCCUUCUAGCUCAAACCAUUCUAUGCUUCUCUUGAAGGCUGAACCACUCUGAGUACCUCACUCAGCUCUCUGCACAGAUCCCUGGGCACUGUGAACACCUUGGCUGUGCCAUGCAGGAAGGGAUGAGGGAGCAGACAGAGACAGGCUCCCGCUCAGCAUUGCUCAUCCUUCAAUGGCUGCACCACUGUGAGGACCGGCUGCAUCCCUGGGGAAGGAGUUGAGUCCCAGCUGAGCCCCAGCCCUUCGCCCUCUCUUGCUGUAGGGAGCAUGGGAACUGGCUGGGAGCCCCAUGUUCCCACCGGCAGGAGGGCUGGAGGCAGCAGCAUUACUUGGGGAGGCCCCAGCACAGGUUUGAUGGAGCCAGGGAAGGCUACGUGUCCUUCACUGUGCUCUGUGAGUGGAGGAAGGCAGGAUUUGUGUACAGUUCUUCUAUAUGGUAUCUUGGUUUUUCUGACUGGAGGAGGGAGACACAUCUUCCCCCCUCUUAUCUGGAAACAUGUCUUGGAGCAGCCAUCAUAGCUGGUCCUGAGUUUGGGGGCUGGAGCUUUGGGAAUCUCACCCUGCUGCAGGAUUCUUUACAGUGGAUUUGUUGGCCUUGGGAAUUGGGAAAGGUGCAGGUCUGCCUUUGCUAGAACAAGAUGCCCAAAUCCAGCUGUGCAUGGCCGUGGCCCCAGAGAAUGCUCAACUACAGCUCCUACAUGAGGCUGCUGGUCCCAGUAAAAGCCUCGAGUCAGGUUUUCUAACUGCAAACCUUUCUGAGUUAGGUAGGAUGAAGCUGCCAGAUGCCACCGGGGUACAGAAAUGAGAGUUGUUAGGCAGUCACCCUUUAAGCACUGUGAGCCCAGCAUGAGUUCACAGUUUCAACAGGGAGAUGCAGCCUGCAAGAACUGACCAACACUGACCAGAACAUUCAUUGGAGCCUUCCAGGCCCAGCAGUGCCUUUGGGCCAUGACUGAUGCCUGCCAGAGCAAAGCCCCCUUCUCUUUAAGUGUUUUCCCUGCUGCUGGGAUGACACAGCUGAUUUCCCAAUUCAGGACAGUGACACCCCAUCUCCCAUGUGAUCCUUGUUCCCCCCAGUGUUUCCAUAUAGUACUGACUCAUUCCAUAUGGUACUGACUCAUUUCUCUCAGCAGCGUUUCAUCGCACCAAGCCUCUGUACCUUCAGCAAGACUCAAGAGACAGCGGGGUUGCUUCUGGGCUCCACAUACCAGGUUUAUCCACUUAAAACAGGAAUCUACAGCAUCUGUUGAGCCAAAUUGCCUUAUGAAGCCCAUUUUUUGAGCCUUGGCUGCCUGGUGGAUGUCCCAGCACCUGGCUGCAGCAUCCUCAAUGGGAGUAGCAGGGCACUGGAACAUGGGGAACCUACAGACAGGACUGAGACACAUCUCAUCAUCCAGAGUGGGUGACAAGCCCUGUUGUGAAGACUGCCUCUUCUCAAAAGUGCACAGGAUCAUGGCAGAGCAAUGGUCCAUAUACUCCAAACCAGUCCCAGCAGACAGCAGGGAGCUGUGGGUCCUAUUACUGCAGUGUUCCUGCAUCACCGUGCUGCUCGGAGGCCUCUUCUACAACUGGCUCCUUGCAUCCCUGGAGUACCCCCAGCACAUCUCCAUUGCAAUGGCUGUUACCUUCAGCCUGCUCCUCCUCCUCUCCCUGUUCUUGGUGCAUCCUGUGCGCUGUGCCUUCAGCAUCGCCAUGCCAACACUGGGCACCAAGCAGGGCCGCAAGCUCCUCUUGUCAGCCUGCAUCAUGAUAGUGGUGGUUAACAUCACCCCCAACAUCAUCAGCAACAUCAAGACCUUACUGCAGGUCAUCCUGUGCAUCUCCAAGAAUUCCUCUGAGAGCAUUUUGAAUUCCACUGAUCUGCUGGAGAACGCUUCCUGGAGGCUGGGGGAUGAAAUCCAAAAUUACGCUAUUUUGAGGCCCAUGGAUGGACACGUUCAGUUUUCACUGGUGAAGAACAACUCCUUGAUUAACCAGGUGCACCUCGCUGGUGAGAAAGCCAGGAAGGAUUUUUUAGCUGUUGAGGUGGUGGUCAAAGAUUGUGUGCGAGCAGGCAACAAACUGGUCGCUGCCUUCUCCGUGCUCUACCUCUGCUUUGAGUCUGUCUGGUACUUGAAGAAUUAUCUCACCAACCUCCGCUUCGACAACGUUUACAUCACCAAGAAGCUGCAGCGUUUGGCUGAGGAUGGAGGAGCCUCCCAUUUGCUGGUGGGCUCAUCCCAACACCUCAUCCACCCCACGGGCCUCCGGCUGUCCCGCGAGGAGCUGACACUGAGCCUGGCGCAGGCGCUGCGCCUCUCGGUGGCCCUGCUGCUGGUGCUGGUGGUGGUGGCACUGGAGCACCUUGUCUUUGGCGUAGCAGAUGUGGCAGUGAGGAGGAUGGCUCAGCUCUCUGCAGUGCCCGUCACGCUCAGCAUCAAAUACCAGGCUGGAAUAGACUUCUUGAAAAUCCCAUUUGCUGUGAGUGACGUUAAUAGGAGUUACCACCACUCCCUGAACUUUGGCUCUGCUGGCUGCAGGAUCAGCCCCCCAAUACCUCCCAACCCCUCCGUACUGUUGGUUGUGGGGCUGCUCUUCUGCAUUAUUUAUGCCACCGUGUUCCUGGAAACCUACGCACGCCGCCUGUGCAGGAAAAUUGCUGCUUCCUUCUUUGAGAGCCAGGAGGACGAGCGGGUACAUUACCUCUAUGGCAAGCUGUCCCGGAAGCACAGGGAGACACAAUGUGGCUGAGAAAUGAAGGGAAUUUUGGACAAAGACCUUUGGCAAUAACCGGGUGUGCAAAGAGAUCACAGAAUUCACUCUCCACAGUCAGAGAAGUGGUUGGAAUCUGGGAGCAAUAUAUGCCACAUAAAUAGAGAAAAAGGCCAAAAGUGACAUUUUGCAUUAAUCUACAUUCACUUUCUAGUCUUAAUUCAAUCUAGAACUUAUCCAAGAAUGUUGGAAAAGGAACCCAAGAUAGCUCCUAUGACUGUGAGGGUGCUGGCAGCGUUAUGCAAAGCUAAGUGUGCAUGGGAGGUGGGUGGAGGAAGUGCUCCUUCACCGCCCUCGUCACUGAUGGAGGAAGUGCACCCUUCAUCGAUUCUUAUCAUCAUCAAGAUUGGAAAGAAAAUGAGAUAAUCUCAUCCAACCACUUCCUUUCCCCCUGAAGUGAUCCCUACAGGCAGCAAGCAAUAAACCCCAACAACAUUAGAGUUGAUUGAAAAUCCAUUAUAGAAUCACAGACUGCUCUAGAACAUGUCACUCAGUGCCACAUCCACAUCUACACUUUUCUUGAAGAUCUCCAGGAGUAUUAAUUAAUUUAUUAUUAUUUAGUUAUUGUUGAGAAUAUCUAUUAUUUAUGAUAUAAAGUGUUGUUUUAACCUGCUGAAAUAAAUUCAUGACCUUG